AUGAGUAAUUCCAACAUCUUCCAUUAUCCUAAUCAUACUCCACGAUCUAAAAUGAUUCGAAGAUUACCAACUCAACAAUCAUCGGACAAAGGAACAUCAAUAAUGCAUAAAGGAAUACACGUAUAUAUUUUGGGUGCAUUUAUUUUAAACAACGCUGCAAGCUUAGAAAUUACCGAGAAAAAUGAAUUGAUUACAAAUAUAUUACUUACAAACAUAGAUCAUAGUAAAACAACUCAUUCGUUUAUUAAACAAACAGCCGUAAGAACAGAUGGUAACAAAUUAGAACAGUUAAAAAAUAGUUUUGAUAAUAACAAAACUCAAGAGCAUUUGAAAGAUAUAAACAAGGCAAACGAUGAAAACUAUCAUGAAAUAGCUAAACGAUCGAUAUAUUUAGAUUACAGUUAUAUAGAUAAAGAAUAUGGUAAUAAUAAAACAGAAAAAAUAACACCAACAGUCAAUUCGACAACUGUAGAUGAAUGCGUUGGAUUAGAAGAUUAUUGUAACAUGACUAAAGAAGAUUAUGUUGCCAUGUUACAGAACUACAUAUACCCACAAACAUACGAGUGGAUUCUUAUUGCUACACAUACGACUGUAUUCAUAAUAGGUUUAGUAGGAAACGCUCUAGUGUGCAUUGCAGUAUACAGGAACCAUACAAUGAGGACGGUGACCAAUUAUUUCAUUGUCAAUUUGGCAGCAGCAGAUUUUAUGGUGAUAUUGUUCUGUUUACCACCGACGGUCCUCUGGGAUGUGACGGAGACGUGGUUUCUGGGUAAUACGCUGUGCAAAAUGCUACUUUAUUUCCAGUGUGGACCGCUGGUACGCCAUCUGCUUCCCACUCAAGUUCAAGUCAACAACUGGACGGGCCAAGACAGCUAUUCUCGUCAUAUGGGCUAUAUCGUUGAUAUUCAAUUCUCCGGAGCUGAUGGUCCUGGAAACAGUACAGACGGUGCCGCUUCGCUUCAACCUGCAAUACUUAGUCCAGUGUAUGGCCACCUGGUCUCCUACCAGCGAAGUGAUUUGGCAUAUCCUCAAGGUUCUGCUAAUUUACACACACCGACAUAUAAAAUGUCUGCUACCUCAAAGUUCUGCGCGUUCGCUCGUGCACAUAGAAGCCGUGAACGCUUGGGAAUUAGAAUACCUCUGUUCCUGAUGACUAUAGCAUACCAUCAGAUUGUAAGAGUUCUAUGGAAGAACGAGAAGAUUCCCGGUCAAGCUGAGACAGUCAAAUUGGCGUCAGCUGAACAAAGUAAGUCGAUUUAUAAUUCAAAACAAGAAAAUUCGAAUUCGAAACAAGCUCUUCAUGUACGGGGUAAUGAACAGGAAUUUAAUGUCCAGGCCGUUGUGAUAAACUUUUUAAAUGGAAAUCUAAUGAUCGGUCACAGCGUGGCAGGCGAUCUGAAAGUAUUAAAACUCAAACAUCCAUCUCAUGAAAUCCGUGAUAUAGCGGAAUUCCCGCAAUUUAAGCGGUUGAAAAAUAUAAAAAUUAUUGAAAUAAAAUUACAACUUUGGGGCGCAUUACCGAAGUCAUCGACUAGUAGGUACUACAAGAUCAGACCAACAUCGGCGCGGCGGCCGGGUGCAUUGCACCUGCUGGAUACGGGCAGAGCAGGGCCUAUAGUAGUGGAGACCCAUGGGGGAGGCCUAUGCACAGCAGUGGGUGUCGAACGGCUGAUAUGAUGAUAUAGCGUUCCUCAAAAAUUUAAAAUAAUAAAUGAAAAGAAAAACUUAUGAUAAAAAAGAAAUAAUGUUAAAGAUCAAAGACCAAAAGUUUGGAUGCGGGAACCUAGAACAAAAUAAAAUGAUGUGGUACUUCUACCUACCGUUACAAGAUCUAUCAAUAACUAUCUAAACGAUUGCUCAUUGGAUUGAUGACUAUCACAACUCAAGAUCCUAUGUGCUUCGAAAACGUGAAAGCUAUAAAUCUUAGUUUUUUAUUCUAUGACGUACUUACCCUUACCCUUGGAAACAGUUUAGUGGGAUAAAAGAAGCCAACUAUUAUCGGUUUAGUAUUGUGCAUUAAAUUGCAUCAAAAUCUUUUCAAUAUUUUUUGCGUAAAAAAUUAAUAAAAUAUAAUAUACAUACAACUUCCAUCAUAGCUACAUCAAUUUGCCAACAUCGAGCUCAUGGUACACCGUGGAUAUGGAACAGAACGACGCCGUGACAUUCCUGGCGCUGGUGUCGCACGUAUUGUGCUACGCCAACUCCGCCAUAAACCCGCUAAUAUACAAUUUCAUGAGCGGUAAGAAAGUUUCGGCGGGAAUUCCGAAGAUCUUUCCGAUGUUCAGAUUCAUCUGUACCAGAGAACUUGACGACUCUAAGCCGGAUGACCACAUCCAAAACACGUCGACAUUGUACGCACUCAGAUCACAGACCACAUGUGUGCACCACACCUUAUAAACACCAUCAGUAUAUUAGAGAUUGUCCAGUUUAUGAUUAAUUACUUUUAUCGAUGUUAACUUGAUCUGUAUGUAUAUUUUAAAGAUAAAAAGAUUUUAGAAUAUCUUUGUAUAAUUAGCAUUAAAGUAAUGUGUAUGUGUAGUUGUGAAGUGCUCGCGACUAUGUGUGCGUUACGACAUUCUCGUUUCAAAUCUUGCCAUUAGAACUCAAUAAUUUAACACCAAAAUUUUUAUUAUUUUCGAUCAAGUUUGCGUUCGAAACGCCAAACUAAACAAAUAUUCUCUAUGAAACUUUCUUAAAAAAUCCACUUUGUGCUGCUCUAAUCACUACCCAGAUAACCAAGUCCUGGGUUAGCUCAGUAGUCCUGGGUCGACUGCUCUAACAGUCGUCGGAUUGCGAAAGGUCGUGUACUCGAGUCUCAUCUCAGAGUGCCAGAGGCAAAAUGGUUUUUAACCAAUAUUUUUGUUUUUGGCAUCCUUGGCCAUGGUAAUAAAAAUAAAAUAAUUAUUGAAUAAAUUACGCAAAUGUACAUUUCAG
Molecule: messenger RNA, 2934 nt
Organism: Diatraea saccharalis (sugarcane borer)
Lineage: Eukaryota; Metazoa; Arthropoda; Insecta; Lepidoptera; Crambidae
Source: the annotation of a GenBank genome assembly